CGUUGGACUUGACUCACGUCUCUGUAACUCGUUAAAGAAAAAGACGAUUUUACACACCUGAGGAUGUUGCUGUGUUUGGUGAUGGUGGGGCUGUUAGCAGGGCUGCCAGAUCCCUGCAGAGGAAUGGAGGCAUUGUCAUCUCAGCUGUGGAUACUGGAGUUGAAGGAAAGCCACAAUAGAAAUGUCACUUAUCGACCGAGCUUAUUAAAUAUGCCAGACCUCCCAAGCUGGCUACACUACUCUCCUGCUCAUCACUCUGGGUUUGUUUAUGGAGUGCCACCUGAGGGCAUAUCUCAGUUCCAACUGGAGGUGGUACAGAGAGACAAGAGCACAUAUAACACAUCUCACAGGGUGUACAAUGUCGAUGUUUUGGAACAGCCACGUAAGCCCUAUGAGGUACGCUUCAAAAUCACAAAUUGGAAUGUAGAGGAAAUGCUGGUGCACAAAGGCUGGGAGAAACUAAUGUCAGUGCUGACAGAAGACCUCUGGGAAGAAAGUGCUGCUGACCUUAAUGUGACAUACCUAACCUCGGCUACCCAAAAGGGUGAUCGCUUGCCUGCCAGACCAGAUGAGCGAGAAGGAGUUUACAUAGGAUAUGGCAGUUCUGCAAAAUUUUCGUCUUCUCUGUAUCGUCUGGAACAGGAGGUGAAGAUACUCUGGAGCCACCGUCCUUGUCCGUCAUAUUAUAAGAAAACAUCAUAUGAGCGCUUCUUCCGCGAGGAGAAUUUUGCUGUUGACUGGUGCAACUUUAAGUUGCAUGACAACAGUGGUGACAUGAUGUAUGGUGGGCAUGACGAUUCCCGUGAUCAUGAGGAAGGUCAUAGGUCCCCAGUGAUCUCAGCCCUGGAGAAUGAGGGAAGGGUGUACCUACGCAGCCGUGAGCAGAUCACAAAACGGUCCUACACUCUAGAUGUGGUGCACACCAUCCUGAUCCCCCUGGUUGUGAUGCUGGUGCUACUGGCCCUGCUUACACUGGCUAUGUGCUGCCACAGGAAUAACAUGGACCAACAAUCCAGUGACUUUUUCGAUGAACUCUUUGAUGACUUCCCGCGUUCCCCUCAUCCCUCCACAGCCACAACAACCACUCAGGCUGACACUCUUCCCAGGUCCUGCACUGCCAGUCCCUCCUCCACCCUGCCUCGGAAUUCUACGCUUAGUCGCCGCUUUGAGGACUAUGCCACCCUCACACGGCCUGACCCACCACCAUAUCAGAGAAAUGGAGCAACACCAACACGCUAAGAUUUGUCAUGGUUGAGGAGACAACUGGACUGAGGAGAGGUUAGCAAAUAGAUUGCAUAAUUAUGAUUGGUGGCAUAGGAGCCAUGGAUAGAAUUUUGUAUAUUGUUUACUUGAGGUCACAAGGAGAGCAGUUACGAAUAGAUUUUGAGAGUGGAUAAUAGGGAAAGUUGGUGCAUUAUUAUCUAAGAAGUGAUAGGCAGUAUCAAUUUGAAGUAUUACUUGUAUCCAUUGAUAUGCUUCAUUUUAGGUGUUUGUUGAUAUAUUUCCCUUGUGAUUUGCCUCUCUGUGACGUGUGAAGUAAACCUUUGACUGAAAAUGUGCCAUGAACUUGCAUUUAAACUGUCAUAGUAGUGCAAUAGAACUUCCAGAUUCUCUUUAGGCUUACUAACUCUCUUCUGUAUUUAUAAUAAAGUAAUUUGACUGUUGCACAAUCUUCAAGGUUUCACUUGCAAUUUGACUUUUACUUACAAAGUUAUUAUAAGUAGAUAUUCAAAAGGAUUGACAUGUCUGGGCUUUUAAAGUGGUGCAUUGUUAGAAUGUAAUGAAAUAGUUACUUAUACAGGGAGUACUGUACUCUGAUAUAGUGUAAUUUUUUUACCAAGAUUAGUGUGAAUAUGAAAUGAAGUUUCAUACCAAAUUUUCUUGUUAUAAUAAAAAAGAAACUCAAAAUAUGACAGAAUAUGUCAGUUAUGUAAAAUUUAUGUAUCUGAAAUUCUUGAACAUCUCUGAGAGAUCUGUUUGCCAAUAUUAACCUGUUAAUGCCAACGUGAUGAAUUUAUCUCAUAUGACUCCAAUGGUUUUCAGUGGUACAGAAUAAAUUCAGAAGCCUCUGUGUCAAAUCUAAUGAAUUUGUCUAAUCUUUCUCUCUUGAGAAGACCAACUGGAAUCUGUUUGAGUCUGAGGAUCUUAGAUCACAACACAUGUCAAGCUUAAGGUAUCUGGCCUGCUUUUUGUGAUGAUGUAUUGACCAUAAUGAUGAAUUUAUCAUUAUCAUAAUAAUAACAGAACAGAGAUCUCCAGAAAUUAGUGAGCAGUAUGACAAGUUUGUCAAAUAAUUGGAAAACUGCAUAAAUUGCAAAGUAAAGUAAGCUCUUGAACCUUUGUCAGGUCCAUCUAAGUCCAUGAACCAAGCCAUUAUUAUGGAUGGGCUAAGGAUGAUAUAUAUCAAUCAAUGAAAGGUUAAUAUGUCAGUGUAUAUGAAGCUAAUGCAUAUGGAUAAUACUGUACUUUAAAUAUAUUAGUACAAUUGAGUAUUAAGUGUUUUAUCUUGUGGUGACAUUUUAAAUGGUGGAAGAAAUUGUUGUCCAUGGGUUUAGGGUAGGAGAAUAGUGGUUAUGGUAUGAACUUCAGUAUAUAUUAUAAACUUAAAUUUAGACAUAAACUCCACUGAAAAGGGUAUAUAAAAGCACUUUAUAGGAACAUGGCUAGUUAUUACAUACAUAUAUGUGGUAUUGUUUUAAAGAAAUUUGUAAUUAUAUAAAUAACUGGAGGAAACAUUGUGGCUAAACUGGUCCUGAAUGAAAUAGUACAUUGUGAAUCUACUGAUGUUGGUUAGAGUUAGAAAAUCAUUAUAGUCUAUGUUCAUUAUUUUUUUUUUUAACAAAGAUUACCAACUGAAUUAGACUUUCAGAUCCCACAGUGCUUUUGUAAUUUCCUGUAAAGUGUAUCAUAAAAAAGUAAAAUAACAGAAAGAAAGAGAAACAUACCAGUAUUUGAAGUGAAUGCAUAUCAUAUAUCUUUAUGUUAAAAGGAGUUUACAGUGUGAUUUGUGGGUUAUGUCCAUGUAUGCAUACUUGUGUGAAAGUAUAAAACAACACAUUUUGCAUAUACUUUUACAGACACUAGCAAUAGAUUAAGCAUAGCCAGUACAUAAAUACAAUGAUAUGUUUAGGAAUUUAAAAAGAGAAAGCCAAUAUUCUUAUAUCUGUAAGUUUAAUUAUUUUAUACAAAAUGCUAUUAAAGCACAGUAUUAUUUUACAUUACAUUUAGUAACCAUGAUCUCUGUAAUCAUAUAAUAUAAAUUGGAAACCCUUUUUUGAAGUGGAAACUAUAGCAGAAACUAAAGUUGAGAUGGAAGAGUAUUGAGGAAAGUAUAGUGCAAAAUAAGAUAUAUAUAUGAGUACUUAAGUAAAUGUAAACGUGUUUGAUGACACUGGUUUUUAAAGGGUUUGGUUAGUAUAUCAAACUGAAAAGAAUUAUAGUGUUUAUCCUUGUAAAUGGUGUCAGAAACAUGAUAUUACUGUGGUACAAGAUUUAUUGGUUUGUAAUAAUGCUAAACCACAUACUUAACUUACAGGGUACUGAUAUAUCUACAAAAGAAUGCUGUCUAGUCAAAAGGCUUUAAAGUAUUAGAAUUUUAAGAUUGUCUUUGUUGUUGUCAGUUGUGAUUUUUAUUGUUUUGCUUUCAAUAAAUAAUGAAAGUAUUA
Molecule: messenger RNA, 3665 nt
Organism: Penaeus monodon (black tiger shrimp)
Lineage: Eukaryota; Metazoa; Arthropoda; Malacostraca; Decapoda; Penaeidae
Gene: Scgalpha
Product: alpha-sarcoglycan-like
Cellular component (GO): sarcoglycan complex; membrane
Molecular function (GO): calcium ion binding
Source: RefSeq, a predicted model, not a curated record